Molecule: messenger RNA, 1188 nt
Organism: Mycosarcoma maydis (corn smut)
Lineage: Eukaryota; Fungi; Basidiomycota; Ustilaginomycetes; Ustilaginales
Exons: 2
Coding region: 1-1188 (395 amino acids)
Source: RefSeq, a predicted model, not a curated record
AUGGCCGACGCAGAGCAAGACUACGAGGCGAUCCGGCAGGAAAAUAUUCGCAAGAAUGCCGAGCUCAUGCUGAGUCUCGGCUUGAAUCCACUGACGACAAGAUUGAGACCGCCAUCACCAGAAAGAAAGGCGACAUCUUCCAAACGACGAACUAGUCGGUCGGCGACUCCAGACGAACCAGCAGAAGCUCGCAAAUCAUCACGCAUCGCAUCGGGGAGCCGGCCGCGAUCAUAUCGCGAGAGAGACUUGCUGCCAUCGAUUGCAAGGCCAAAGACAACGAAGGAGAAGAAACCCCGUCAAGGUACGCGUAGAAGCAGUCGAGCAGCAACUUCUUCAAGGACAAAGUAUACAGAUUGGGAUUCGGACGAGGAGAACGAUUCAGACGCAUACGUGCCACGAUGGCGCGGCGGCAGUGCGUCCAUAUAUGACUACGAUGGUGUAGACCAAGAUGGAGACGGACAUGAAGACGGAGGUGGCGGCAGUCGACGAUCGCGUACUUUCGACCUCUUGGGCCGACCGGUUCUCCAGAAGCUCUCGAAUCCAGUUGCGCCGGCGCUACCUACAUCAGGAGGAGAUGAGAUCUACGAGACACGCAUGCCACUACCGUCUCGUGAGUAUCUGGUCGCUGGAAAGGGUCGUGGAGCGCUAGUCUUUGAAAAGGAAUUCGCUCAGUUCCGUCCUAAUGUCACGCCAAAGGAGAUGCUUCGCGAAGGUGCCUUCGGCGGAACCGCUUUUCGUGACUACCACUCGAGGGUGCUUGGAAGGCCAAUAGACGUAGAAGCCGAACUGGCAGAAUUGCCAGAGGACUGGCUCGAACGCCUCGAUGUGGAUGGUAUGCUCAGACGGGAUCAGCUCGAUCCAUCUUGCAACAAGUUCAAGGUCAAAGCAGGUCAGUCGCUGGAAGACUGGGAAAAGGCGGGCUGGAUCCGGCCACUAGAUCCACGCGGAUGGUUCCAGUGGUACUACCGUUUCUUCCUCGGUCGCAGAUCAGCUGAUGACGCACGUCAGAUUGGACGCUGGCUUAAGGCGUGUGGUCCAGGCGGGCGAUUCAGAAAAUCUCUGGCGGUCAACGUGGCUGCCAAGGGUGGUGGACGUUGGGAUGAUCCGGCAGUAAACCCGGUGGUUCGGCAGACGCUCUGGCAAUGGGGAUACGAGCUGACCGAGUCCGACUACCAGGCCUAUCUCUAG